AUGCCGGCUGGCAAAGCUAGAACUUUUGCUGACCUGGUGUCGGCGGUCCCACAGCCUUUGCCGGAGGUUCACCUUCCGAUGAGGCCUCCUAAAAUCAUUGACGGACAGGUCUGCUUCAUGUUCUCCAAAGAAGAAAUGGCAGCUUCGGCGGCUCCCUUCAGGUUCUCCCUGGUUCUGAAAUUUCUUAGACAGAGACCAUCUCUUGACGCCAUAAGGAUGUUUAUACGUAACAGAUGGGGUUUAGGGGGGAAUGCGGUUGUUUCUUCCAUGGGCAAAAAUAAGCAUGUUUUUGUACGACUCACGUCGGAGGAAGACUUUAACAAAGCCUUCUCUCGGGAGACGAGUGAGGUUAACGGAGUUCCUUACAGAGUCUUUCACUGGACGCCGGGCUUCACGGAAGGGGAGGAGUCUCCGAUAGUCCCGGUUUGGGUCAUGCUUCCAGGCUUGCCACCGAACUAUUACCAUGACUCCAUCCUCAAGAUCUUAACGGCACCGCUAGGUAAUUUCAUUCGGUCUGAUAACUCAACCCGCUGCGCGACGAGAACGGAUGGCGCCCGAGUGUGUCUGGAAAUGGAUGCAUCUCGGCAGCAUCUGGACUUUUUCUGGAUAGGUGCACUGGGGUCUGGCUUUAGACAAGAAGUUGUUUUCAAGACCCUGCCGGCUUAUUGUUUACGUUGCAAAAUGCAGGGGCACAACCAAAAAACCUGCAGGAAAGACAAGAGCAAACCAGACCCUACUAUAGUACGUAUUCAGGCAGCAAAGGAAACUAAUGAGGUGUUACCGAAUGUUGUAGAAGGGCCAGUUGACGUGGGAGGCAUUGAAGUAACAGAGCUUGAUGCUGUGGAAGACGUGGGAGAACCCAUUCGGACUGGAGAGGCGAACGUGAAACUGACUCCUCAGAUGGGAGAGCAGCGGGAAGAAUAG
Messenger RNA from Carya illinoinensis, 924 nucleotides. RefSeq lists its product as uncharacterized. The record is from RefSeq and is a predicted model, not a curated record. The coding region runs from base 1 to 924 and encodes 307 amino acids. The transcript has a single exon. Lineage: Eukaryota; Viridiplantae; Streptophyta; Magnoliopsida; Fagales; Juglandaceae.